Molecule: messenger RNA, 2900 nt
Organism: Varanus komodoensis (Komodo dragon)
Lineage: Eukaryota; Metazoa; Chordata; Lepidosauria; Squamata; Varanidae
Gene: HELLS
Product: helicase, lymphoid specific
Exons: 22
Coding region: 42-2501 (819 amino acids)
Biological process (GO): pericentric heterochromatin formation; negative regulation of gene expression via chromosomal CpG island methylation; lymphocyte proliferation
Cellular component (GO): pericentric heterochromatin; nucleus
Molecular function (GO): ATP binding; chromatin binding; ATP-dependent chromatin remodeler activity
Source: RefSeq, a predicted model, not a curated record
ACGGCGACGGGGACGGCGCCGGGCUCCCGCCGACGGCCACGAUGGGCGAGGCGGCGGCAAUCACGCCCGCGAUGCUGCGGGAGGAGGCGGCGCUGGAGGCGCAGGGCCGAGAGGAGGAGAGGCAGAUCCUGGAGAAGGCACGCAUGUCCUGGGACAGAGACUCUAGUGAAAUGCGCUACAAGAGGCUUCAACACUUACUUGAGAAAAGCAAUAUCUACUCAAAGUUUUUGCUAACUAAAAUGGAACAGCAGCAGCUGGAGGAACAACGGAAGAAAGAAAAGCUAGAGAAAAAGAAAGAGAUAUUAAAUGCUUCGACGAAUGAAAAACAAACUACUGGGAAAGAUGGCAAACAGGUUACGAAAAAGAAGAGAGCCAGAGAAGACAGAACAUACAACAUUUCUGAUGUCAUAUCGAAAGAGGAAAUCUUGUCAGCAGCAAAAAAAAGCAAAGUGGAAAAUGAUCAGAUUGGAAGCUCUCCUCCAAAGCUGUGUUCAGAUGGCCUGCAGAGCAAUGGGGACUCGAAUACAAUGAUUAAAGACAGAUUGGCCCAGGCAGUGCGCCAUGGCGCCAAGCACUUUAUUGACCCCGUACGAAAAUUUAAUGGGCAGCCGAUACCUUUUCAGCAACCGAAGCUCUUCACUGGGGGCGUAAUGAGGUGGUACCAGGUUGAAGGCAUGGAAUGGCUCAGGAUGCUGUGGGAAAAUGGCAUCAACGGCAUCUUGGCAGAUGAAAUGGGCUUAGGAAAGACAAUCCAGUGCAUUGCAACAGUAGCCUUGAUGGUGGAAAGGGGAGUUGCCGGGCCAUUCCUCAUCUGUGGGCCCCUCUCUACACUCCCUAACUGGGUGGCAGAAUUCAAAAGAUUUACUCCUGAGGUUCCUAUAAUGCUGUACCACGGGACCCAGCAAGAACGGCGUGUGUUGAUUCAUAAAAUCCGGAGGAGAGAAGGUUCCCUGAAUGUCCAUCCUGUGGUCAUUACCUCUUUUGAAAUAGUGAUGAGAGACAGAAAUUCCCUGCAGAACUUCUAUUGGAAAUACUUGAUUGUGGAUGAAGGACACAGGAUUAAGAAUAUGAAUUGUCGCCUUAUUCGGGAGUUAAAGCGGUUUAAUACUGACAAUAAACUUCUAUUAACUGGAACUCCGUUGCAAAACAACUUAUCCGAGCUUUGGUCGCUGCUUAAUUUCCUUCUUCCUGAUGUGUUUGAUGACUUGAAAAGCUUUGAGUCCUGGUUUGACAUAACCAGCAUUUCCGAGAUCGCUGCAGAUCUUGUCGCCAAGGAAAGGGAGCAGAACAUCCUGCACAUGCUGCACCAGAUUUUGACCCCUUUCUUACUGAGAAGACUGAAAUCAGAUGUGGCUAUGGAGGUUCCUCCUAAGCGUGAAGUCGUGGUCUAUGCGCCCCUUGUGAAGAAGCAAGAAACCUUCUACAGCGCCAUCGUGAACAAGACCAUCCAGAAGCUGCUGGGCAAUAACCAGGAAGAAGUUGUUGAGCUGAGCUGUACAGGUCGGCCAAAGCGACGCAGUCGGAAGGUGAUUAGUUACCGUGAACUUGGUGAGAAUGAUUUCCCUGACAGACUCGAAGAACUGAUCAGUAAAAUGCAAGAGGAAGUUGAAAAAGAGAGGCCAGUGAUAGAAAUGAACGUCCCUUUGGAUUCCGAAAUCAACCUGAAAAUGCAGAACAUUAUGAUGUUGCUGAGGAAGUGCUGCAAUCACCCGUACCUUAUCGAGUACCCGCUGGACUCUGCUACGCAGCAGUUUAAGGUUGACGAGGAUCUAGUGAAGAGUUCCGGCAAAUUUCUACUCCUGGAUCGCAUGCUCCCAGAACUGAAAAAGCGAGGACACAAGGUGCUACUCUUCUCACAGAUGACACGGAUGCUGGAUAUUUUGAUGGACUACUGCUACCUGAGGAAGUACCAGUUCAGUCGCCUAGAUGGAACCAUGUCCUAUGCCGAGAGAGAAGAAAACAUGCAUAACUUCAACACAGAUCCAGAGGUGUUUAUCUUUCUGGUGAGCACGCGGUCUGGAGGUCUUGGCAUUAAUUUGACUGCUGCAGAUACAGUCAUCAUCUAUGACAGUGACUGGAACCCUCAGUCGGACCUUCAGGCCCAAGACCGGUGCCAUAGAAUUGGUCAGACAAAACCAGUUGUUGUCUAUCGCUUUGUAACGGCAAACACCAUUGACCAGAAGAUUGUAGAGCGAGCUGCAGCCAAACGGAAGCUAGAGAAGCUAAUUAUCCACAAAAAUCAGUUUAAAGGUGGGAAAUUUGGAGUAAACCAGUCGAAGAGCUGCUUGGACCCCAAGGAGUUAAUGGAAUUGCUGCGAUCCAGGGACUACGACAGAGAGAUUAAAGGAUCAAGAGAGAAAGUCAUAAGUGACAAGGAUUUAGAGUUACUCCUGGACAGAAGUGACCUUAUCAACCAAAUGAAAACCUCUAAGGAACUUAAAGAAGAAAGGGGAAUAUUCAAGAUAGUAGAAAAUUCUGAAGAUCCAGAAAGCGAGUUUUGAAAUCUGGCCAGCUUGCCCUUGUCACCUGAACACAGACAGCUUCAUGGGAGUUACUGUAUCUCUGUCUCAGAAUUCAAACACUGGUUCCAAGCCCUGUUUUUCUCAAGAGAUAAAAAAAAUGUGACAUGGCUAAGUAUACAUUUGAGGGCUUUUAGAUCCUCUUUUUGAUACCAGACAUAUUUUUUAUAUUUUUCCAGACUUUAUAUAGCAGCUAGCUAUAUAAUUUGUACAGUUUUCUGUAGAAGUUCUGCAAAAUACCUUUUUAAAAAGAUAUUUUGACUUCUUGCCUUUAUUGUGGUUUUAUUCAGACAGAGAAAAAUGCUCUGUGCUUGUUUACAAACUCAAAUUGUACGGCUUUACUUGUUGGUAACUUUACUAAAUAAAUUCUGUAUGGUAUUA